AGCUCGCUCAGUUUCUAACCGAUCAGUGUACUGAGAGGACGUGUCGCUUAACGUGAAAAUGUGUAAUGUUUGUACCCGAGAAGUAACGGCGCCGAAGCCGGCGGCAGCCAAGCCGAGCAAGACCUUGGAAAGGAUGAAGAUGAAGCACAACAUCGUCACCGACCCCACCAAUAUAGAGAAGCAGAAGGAGGUGGAAUACCAGCCCGACCUGCUGGCUAUGUCCACUCAAUUCUCCAAGCUGGCCUUCGACAUCAUCAAGCAGAGUCUAGAGCGUUUCAAAGACACGAAAGUUUACGCUAUCGCUACAAGGACGACCCAGCCGUUCCACGUGGCGCUGGCUGUACUCGUGGUCGUCAUCUGGCUGACUCGCUCGGGCUCCUCCUCGGACCUGAGGGGCUGGAAGGCGCUGUACGUCAUAGCGGUCGCCACACACCUGGGGUCACAGAUCUGGAUGACGCUAGUAUCAGGUAUAGUGUUGUACUUCUCUCUGCCCCGGCAUGAGUUUGGUCGCGUGCAAACCGUACUUUUCCCUGUGUACUACGCGUUCAACUCCGUGGUGAGCCUGCUGGCUGUCCUCGCCUACUUCAGGACCCAGUGCCUCACGCGCUUCGAAAACACAUCCUGGAUACAACUAGCACUACUGUUAGUGGUAUUCAGUAUUGAGGCGUACGUGCGUCUGGGUCUAGUGGCGCCCAUGUUGCGCGCCAAACACGUCAAGACCCAGAUGGAGGAAGCGGCCGGCGGCGGACAGGAAGUCGGUAGUCUGAUCCUGGGAGAGCUGGCCCACUGUCCUCGCUACCUGCGCGUGCUGCGCACCUUCCGUGCCUAUCACUCGUCUAUCGCCAUGGGCACCAUGAUAACCUUGGGAUGCUCCUUCUACUCCACCAUGAUCGUGGUCGACUCCAUGUGCCAUUGAAACAGCUGAUUCGAGGCUAUUAUAUCGAAUAUUUAAUACUUUUAGCACCGACUCUAAACAAUUGUGUGCGCCCGACCUUAUCUUUACUAGUAUUAGAAACUACCUUAAUCUCUUACGAGCAUUGUCAGCCGAUGGAUAUGCACUAUAUUUAUAUUUAUAUGACGCAACUUAGACUUUCUCAACAUAAAUAUUGACGUGUUCACAAAAUAGUUUUAUUAAUUAGAUAUCCCCUUUCAUUAAACGAAUGGAAACAAACAGACAGUUGUUAUUAAUAUAUAUUUGAGAACGUUUAAGAGUGCAUUACUCGAAUGCAAUACUUGCUCCACGUCAGGCUGUGAGGUCUGUUUGAUUAGACUUUUUUUUUUUACUUUUAGUCAAUGAGGCGCUGGUCGCACUGUUUAGUUAGAAGAGUUCGUUCUAAAUUGCAUUAAAUUUUAUAAUUGAUGCUUAUUAAAUUAAUACAUUUUUAUUAUUUAACUUAUUAGUUAUAGAUAUGAAUUGGGUUUUGAAUGCGUCGAAUAGGAAUUCAAUUUAUGUUUGUGCUAGUUUGUGUUAUGUAAUUUAGGUAAUUAAAAGUAUAUAAAAUUUUUAAUCAUAGUAUAGAUUUCUGUAGAGAAGAUUUCUUGCCAAUAUAAUUGAAGGUGUUUCUCGAUUUUAUUGUUAACCGAACUGCAAAAAUGUCUCAUUCAAUGAUAUAAAACUUUCAUGCCAUUAAGAAAAAUCGUAAAGUGAAUAUGUAUUAUCUCUAAAACCGCAUAAAAGCGGCCGGCACAUCACUAAGCUGCUUGAUUUAACUGCUUUCUGAUAACUGCCAUAAAGUUUAGUGUUAGAGUAAAUUAAGUAUUAACAGCCAUCAGCAUCCACAGUAAAGGAAUAGCAGGGAUCAGCGAGGUUGUGUAUUUUAUUGCUAGGUUUUUAUUUAAAAAGAUAAUGUUAUCUUGGUAAGAUCUAGUCAGCAAUAAAAAGAAUGUGAUCCUUCAAUCGCAGUAUUAUUUUGUAGGGAAGAUUCAGGAUUGGUCGCACUCGCGAUCAAGCAGCUUAACGCAAGCUGGUGUACAUGUGUUUAACCUUAUUAUAUGAUCUGAAUGUAAAAAUAUAAGAAUUUAUUAUUUAUUCGAGAGAAUGAUAAAAGUAUUUUAAACGGAAUAUUAAACAAAUUCGAAUUGACA
Molecule: messenger RNA, 2085 nt
Organism: Danaus plexippus (monarch butterfly)
Lineage: Eukaryota; Metazoa; Arthropoda; Insecta; Lepidoptera; Nymphalidae
Product: transmembrane protein 205
Exons: 5
Coding region: 59-916 (285 amino acids)
Source: RefSeq, a predicted model, not a curated record